AUGGUGGGGUGGCUCAAGGCGCUGGUGUACGGCGCAGGGGGCAUGGCGGUGGUGGGCCUGGCGGCGCUGGUGGCGCUGCAGGAGCGCCUCGUCUACGUGCCCGUGCUCCCUGGCCUCCCCCGCGCUUACCCCAUCAAUCCCUCGCGCUUCCGCCUCAUCUACGAGGACGUCUGGCUCCGCGCCGCCGACGGCGUGCGCCUCCACUCCUGGUUCCUCCGCCACUCUGCCACCUGCCGAGGUCCGACCAUUCUGUUCUUCCAGGAAAAUGCCGGCAAUAUUGCACAUCGUUUGGAAUGCGUUCGACUAAUGAUGCAGCGGCUACAGUGCAAUGUGUUUAUGCUUUCUUAUAGAGGGUAUGGUGAGAGCGAAGGUUAUCCUUCUCAGAGUGGCAUCACAAAAGAUGCACAGGCCGCACUUGAUCAUCUACUUCAGAGGAAGGACAUUGACACAUCCAGGAUAGUUAUCUUCGGGAGAUCUUUAGGAGGUGCUGUUGGAGCAGUUCUUGCAAAAAACAAUCCUGACAAGGUGUCUGCUCUAAUAUUGGAAAAUACUUUUACAUCUAUAUUGGAUAUGGCUGGUAUCAUGCUGCCCUUCUUAAGAUGGUUCAUAGGCGGUAGUUCUGCCAAAGGCCCAAAACUUCUUAACUGCGUUGUUCGCUCUCCAUGGAGUACACUUGAUGUUGUUGCAGAGGUCAAACAGCCCAUUCUCUUUCUUUCUGGAUUGCAAGAUGAACUGGUUCCCCCUUCACACAUGAGGAUGCUGUAUGACAAAGCUGUUGAACAUAACAGGAAUUGUAGGUUUGUUGAUUUUCUCAAUGGUAUGCAUAUGGAUACCUGGAUUUCUGGAGGGGACCGCUACUGGAGGACAAUCGAAUUGUUUCUGGACCAAUAUUCCCCAGAAGUACAGAGUUCUGAUGCCAGCUGCACAAGUGAAAUUGCUGAUGAUGGUGGUUGUUCUGCUCCAUUCCACCUGAAGAAGCCAAAGCUGUGA
This is a messenger RNA of Triticum turgidum subsp. durum (durum wheat), 990 nucleotides long. The record is from the annotation of a GenBank genome assembly. NCBI's taxonomy places the organism in Eukaryota, Viridiplantae, Streptophyta, Magnoliopsida, Poales, Poaceae.